GCCACACCCCCUUGCAGGUGCGUCUCAUUAAAGACGCAACUAAAAUGGAGCACGACCGCUGCGCUUCCGAGGCGAAGGCGCCAGAUUCGAAUAUUCAUGUCACGCAGCGGAGGGGAAAGUGGAGCCCAGAGCCCGCUGCUCUCCUCCAGUUUCUGUUUCAGCCCACGGUCAUGCGUCUGUGCGAAGGGCUGGUCGACGGCCAUGUUGAACGGCCUCCCCGAUCCGUUCGUGGCCGCUUCCGCCGGGUGCUCCACCCCAGAGCCUUGGCUUCUACCUGGCUGCAGCUCUGUUUUCGAGAAACUGGUCAGUAACGUUUCUCCGAUCCCGAUGUCGCCGACGGAAAUCGGCCUGCGAGGAGGGGAGAGAUCUGCCACUACUAAACCACGCAGGACAUCAAUCUUGGAGCGUUGCAUCCUUAAAGUGUCCACCAGCAGCAUCGCUGUGGGAACCGAAGAUCUGGACAAAAGCAGGUCUUCGCUGCCUCGCUGCUUCCCUCGCAUACCAGACCCGAACAGCGCCGAGACCAACGCCGCGGUUCUCAAGCGCAGACAGAAGCAGAUCCUGUACGGAAAGACCACGAGUGGCUACCAGAACUACCUGGAACAAGUCCCAAAACACCUGAGAGACCCGAAGCUCCACCCAUCCACCCCCAACAAGUACAGGAAGUACAGCAGGCGCUCCUGGGACAUGCAAGUCCGCCUGUGGCGACGAGCGCUGCACCAGUGGGACCCGCCCAGCGACGCCCCGUCGGAUGCCUGCGACCUCACUCCUGACCCCGUGGAGCAACUUGAGAACCAGCUGGCAAAGAUGACCUCUGACUUGUGUGACGAUGGAGAGAAGCAGAGAGAGAAUGAGAGCCCGGCGGCCCCGAAGGCCUCCUCUGUGUCCCCCCUGUCGGCUGACAUGUCGCCGGAGCUACCGGACGCCUGGAACGUUCCGCUGUCACCGGAUCCCGAGAGGAGACGCAGACCCCUUCGCUCUCCCCCUGGCCUCAGCUGCUCCUUCAGGAUUCAGCUGACUGACAACAACAUGGCUGACUGGCUCCACCUCCAGCUGGAAGAUGAGCAUACAGGGGAUUUCAGCGCCGGCGAUCAACAGGUCCCGAUGUUUUCGGACCAGUACCUAUGGAAUCCCUACUGAUCGACCCUGGUCCGGUCAUCACUGAGCAACGUCACCAUGAAAAUGCCGGAUUGUCAUCCGCACUUCAAUCUUUGUACACGUUUCUGGUGUCUUUUGGCUUUUUUUAAGAACACAGGAUGUGAUUUUUGGCCCUUGAGCUUCUUUGCUCUCGUUUGUACCUUUUUUGGAGGGAAUGGAUGAGAUUUUUCCAGCUGCUCUUAAAACUGUUUAACAGAGCAGAGGUCGACUUGGCACUUUGGCCCGAGCAUGUUUGUCAUUUACACUCGUUAACUGCACUUUGUCACCUUCGCCUUUUUUUUUUUUUUUUUUUUUCAAUGUACACUUUUUGUAUUUAAAGUCACUUUCUUUUUCUGCCCCUUUCACUUUAUGGCCUCUGUAGAGGCUUUUGUUUUAUUUUUGUCAAUGUUCUCCUCUGUUCUGAUGAUGCUGCUUCCAUCUUUUCCUUUUUAUUUAUAUGUAAUGUGCUUUGAAUAUUGAAAGUGAAGCUGAAAUAAAGAUGUAAAUAAAGUGUAAAAGAGA
Molecule: messenger RNA, 1659 nt
Organism: Syngnathoides biaculeatus (alligator pipefish)
Lineage: Eukaryota; Metazoa; Chordata; Actinopteri; Syngnathiformes; Syngnathidae
Gene: slbp2
Product: stem-loop binding protein 2
Exons: 9
Coding region: 97-1140 (347 amino acids)
Biological process (GO): mRNA 3'-end processing by stem-loop binding and cleavage; mRNA transport
Cellular component (GO): histone pre-mRNA 3'end processing complex; cytoplasm
Molecular function (GO): mRNA binding; histone pre-mRNA stem-loop binding
Source: RefSeq, a predicted model, not a curated record